Apis florea (little honeybee) is the source of this 680-nucleotide messenger RNA. It is a transcript of the gene mtSSB, whose product is annotated as mitochondrial single stranded DNA-binding protein. Gene Ontology annotation, molecular function: single-stranded DNA binding. Gene Ontology annotation, biological process: positive regulation of helicase activity; mitochondrial DNA replication. Lineage: Eukaryota; Metazoa; Arthropoda; Insecta; Hymenoptera; Apidae. Gene Ontology annotation, cellular component: mitochondrial nucleoid. The record is from RefSeq and is a predicted model, not a curated record.
CUGUUAUUAAUACAUGAAGUGCGGUUUUACGAAGAAUAUUAUAUUUGUUUUAGGUUCUUUUCAAUAUUUUUUUUACUGAUUUUCGAACAAAUAAAUAAAAAUGUUUCGGCAAGUUAUUCCACAAAUGAUUAAGAAUAGUCGUAUAAUUAAAAACAUGCAAAUUUCUACUGACACUAUUGAUAUUAAUAUGAAAUUAGAAAAAUCUAUAAAUCAAGUUACUUUAUUAGGAAGAGUAGGAGGCGAGGCACAGAAAAAGGGUAGCGAUGAACAUCCUGUUGUUAUUUUUUCUCUUGCCACACAUAAUAAUUACAAAUAUACGAAUGGAGAUUUUGUGCAACGAACAGAUUGGCAUAAAAUAUGUGUUUUUAAACCAAAUUUACGUGAAAAUGUGUAUACUUAUUUAAAAAAGGGUCAAAGAGUAUUAGUAUCAGGAAAAAUAAGUUAUGGAGAAUAUAAAGAUGAAGAGGGUAUCAUUAAAUCAACUACUGCAGUGAUAGCAGAUGAUGUAAUAUUUUUUCAUCAUUAGAUUUAUAAAUAUAAUAUAAUUAUGUAUAAUAUUUUAAUAUGUAAUGAUAUCAUUUUAUUUUACUAAAAUGUAAAAUGUAUAAAUAAAAUUAAAUAUGAAAAAUUUUAUAUGAAAAUAAACAUUUAUUUUUAAAUAUUUUCAUAUAAAAUUUACA